GUCCACACAGUGAUUAUUAGUAAUAUUAUAAUUAGGCAAAGGAGCACAACUGCCAUGGAUCGCAGUACUUUUGUUGAUGGAGCAAAGGGUUGGCGAAGGUGAUACUGGAAUGACAUCACUUGAUAAUCAGACUAAAGUCAAGGGUGACCUUUCUGAUGAACUAGAGUCGGAAACUAUUCAACCCACUGAAGAUGGUUUGGUAACAUCAAAAGUAGAGGGCGCCACGUGCACAUCAUCAAAGGGAGAUAAUGCUGAGGAUGAUAGUACCAGAGCAUUACUAAGGGGCUUUGCUACCGAUACGCCGGUAGGUGGCGCUACAGCAUCAGACGAUGAUACGAAAACGCUGCCAACAGUUUCUGUUAGCGGUCUGUCGGUAAGCGUUGCUACGACUUCCGUAAAAGAUGGCACCGAAUCCCAAUCAGCAGAGCAUUCGAAAAUACAAACAGAUUUGAUAAAAAAAACAUUGAAUGUGAAUAGUGAUACUGUUAACAGAAUUCUGGGAACGAUCUUUGGACAAUGUGUUGGAGACGCUAUAGGACUGCUAACAGAGUUCCUUACAAAGAAGGAAUGCAAAGAGCACUACAAGGCGAUGAAGAAAGAACUGGAAUUUUCCCACAAGAUUGAUGACUGUCAUCGUACCGGUUGGAAAACUGGUGACUGGACAGACGAUUCUGACCAAAUGAUUCUCAUAUUUCUGUCAAUCAUCGAAAACCACGGCACGGUAGAUCCAUUUGAUUUUGCUAAACGAAUAAAGGAUUGGGGCGCUAAAGGAUUUCCGGAGUUGGGGGAUAAUGUUGGAAUGGGACAAGGGAGGACAACCUAUUUUACAAUCAACAGGAGGGAUUUCCUUGAUGACCCGUAUGCCGCGGCGGAGCGGGUUUGGACGCGUGGUGAUAAAACAGUAGCUUCCAACGGAGCUGUGAUGAGGACAAGUAUCAUAGGAGUUCACAUGUAUGCAGAUAUAGACUUCGUCAUGCAUAACGCAGCCAACAUUGCUAGAACAACUCAUGCGGAUCCCAGAUGUCGAGCAUCAGCCGUGGCUGUUUGUGUGGCUAUAGCCUUGAUGUUACAGCGACAACCACAACAUUUGGACAAGAAAGGAAAUUAUAACAUAAAAGCAAUCAUCAACGAGUGUUACGACUACGCAUCAAAGUAUCUGGAAACUGACGAGAAAAAAAAAGAACUUAUGUCAUACCUAAAAUGUACCAAAUUGAAAGAGUUAAAACUAGAUGAAUCAGGGAAAAUUGGAUACACCUACAAGACUAUGGGUUCCGGUUUCUGGGCCUUAAAACAAGACAACUUCGGGAAGGCGAUUACAAAACUUAUUAUGGAGGGUGGAGACGCUGAUACUAAUGGUGCUGUGGCUGGAGCAAUGCUUGGGUGUAAACUCCGUGUUGGGUCCAUACCUACCUGUUGGACACAGAAUUUACUGCACAAGGAAUGGCUGGAGACCAUUAUUGACAGGUAUUUCCAUAUGAUGAAAGAGGUACACAAUAUUGACUUCACGCCAUAUUGGACAGGGCAUUUGUCAUGAUUGCUAAUGUGGACCACCUUUAUAAUAUAGGGAAACCAUUGUGGAAUCGUAGCAGACAUGUUAGUAAACAGUACAUAUUUUAUCAACAGAUCUAAGAAUACAAAAAAACAACAACAAAAAACGUAAUAAUAAUUUAGCGAAAUAAGAGGAUAACAAAUAAUAUGUGUGUAUUCAGCACAUUAUUGUUUUAUUAUUGAUAACUUUACACUGCAUUUUGAUCAGGGAUGUCAAUGGAGACGGGUACAUUUAACUGAAACCUCUUGUGGACAAUAUUUUGAUGUGUUUAUUCAUACGAAAUACUGCUUCUCGAGAGAAGUAGCUUUUACCGAUACUCUAGGUAUUACAUCUAUAAUGAAGAUUAUGUGAUACCGCAGAUUCUAGAGAAAAAAUACUUAUCUGGAGACAUAUGCAAUAUACAAAUUUAUCCUAAUCAUAUUUUGUAGACAUUGUCACGAGUUAAACGUUUACUGCUGCCAUCAAAAGAUUGCCUUAUUUCUGUCCUUUUUCUUGUUGUACAAUUUAAAAUACCAUGUGUAAAUAGAUCAAAUUUGAACAGAUUAUUUUGAAAUAAAUUUUAUUUUCAAUUGGAUAUUAAGAUAUUGAUGUACGUUAAAUGUUCCACUGACAAAGAAUAAAGCAUUUACAUUUUGUAUUAAACUCUGCCUCUUUAAUGGAGACCCAUGUUGUUUGAGAGUGACUAUGACAACAUUGGAAUGAUAUGGCUUAUACAUAUAAGGUCGUGCUAAAGUAAAUAUAUGUUCAAGUUAAUUAUAUUUCGCGAGUUAAGAACCGCGAAAAUACUUGGCCCUUGUCGUCAAAACGAUAUUAAUUAUACGCAUCUAUAUAACAGGUGUAGUACGAACAAAACACCGUCUUUUAUAUUUUUCCAGUUUGGCUAAAUAAGUAUUCAUUUGAUGAAGAAAAAAAUGAGCUUCUUUCAUUUGCUUUUGAUUUACAAGGUAUAAUCUAAUUAUUUGAGUAGUCUAUGAUUUCCCUUUUCUAUGGGGAACUGUCGGUACUUUCCGUAAAUGAAAAAGACAAUUAAUAUGACCACAUCAAUGCUACACCAGGAGCGCUAGUAUUCUGUCGCGUAAGAAAAGUGCAGAUACAUGGAGGUCUCGAUUGUUGUUUCACAAUGAAUGUAUAUUACAAAGACAGGUAUUGAUGAAAUGUUGAUGAAUAUGUGUUAUUGCUAGUCUAUCUGAUUGUGAUCAUGCAUGUGAACAUAUAUUGUGUUGUUUAUAAUGUGUAUUGAAUAAGGAACAAAAGCCUUAUCUGAAUAAAUAAAACAUGUUAAAGCUUUGACACCGA
Molecule: messenger RNA, 2845 nt
Organism: Pecten maximus
Lineage: Eukaryota; Metazoa; Mollusca; Bivalvia; Pectinida; Pectinidae
Product: ADP-ribosyl-[dinitrogen reductase] glycohydrolase-like
Exons: 9
Coding region: 77-1534 (485 amino acids)
Source: RefSeq, a predicted model, not a curated record